Molecule: messenger RNA, 5543 nt
Organism: Callorhinchus milii (elephant shark)
Lineage: Eukaryota; Metazoa; Chordata; Chondrichthyes; Chimaeriformes; Callorhinchidae
Gene: celf6
Product: CUGBP Elav-like family member 6
Exons: 13
Coding region: 59-1465 (468 amino acids)
Biological process (GO): mRNA splice site recognition; regulation of alternative mRNA splicing, via spliceosome
Cellular component (GO): cytoplasm; ribonucleoprotein complex; nucleus
Molecular function (GO): mRNA binding
Source: RefSeq, a predicted model, not a curated record
AGAGAGAGAGGAGGAGAGAGAGAGAGAGAGAGAGAGAGACCCAGGACACAGGUUGAAGAUGGCCACGGUACCCAACGGAGGGCAACAGCAGCAUCAGGACAACACCAAUAACAACAACAGCGCCCGAAUGAACGGACUGAGCCACAGCCAGAACACCAUCCCCAUGAAGGACCACGACGCCAUCAAACUCUUCAUCGGCCAAAUCCCCCGCAACCUGGAGGAGAAGGAUCUAAAGCCCCUGUUCGAGGAAUUUGGUAAAAUCUACGAGCUGACGGUGCUGAAGGACCGCUUCACCGGAAUGCAUAAAGGUUGUGCCUUCCUCACAUACUGUGCUAGAGAUUCAGCUCUAAAGGCUCAAAGUGCUUUGCACGAGCAGAAGACAUUGCCUGGGAUGAAUCGUCCAAUUCAGGUGAAGCCUGCAGACAGUGAAGGCCGAGGAGAGACCUGGCCCAUUGCAAUUUCCCUACAGUUCAAAGAAGACAGAAAGCUCUUUGUGGGCAUGCUGGGGAAACAGCAAACAGAGGACGAUGUUCGAAGGCUCUUUGAACCUUUCGGCUCUAUCGAGGAGUGCACCAUUCUCAGAGGCCCCGAUGGAACCAGCAAAGGCUGUGCGUUUGUAAAAUACUCCUCUCACACAGAAGCCCAAGGGGCUAUUAAUAGCCUUCAUGGAAGCCAGACUAUGCCAGGUGCGUCGUCCAGCCUGGUGGUGAAAUUUGCCGACACAGACAAGGAGCGCACACUCAGGCGCAUGCAUCAGAUGGCAGGGCAGCUCGGCAUAUUUAAUCCCAUGGCAAUCCAGUUUGGAGCCUACGGAGCCUACACUCAAGCGCAGUUAAUGCAACAACAGGCAGCCCUGAUGGCAGCGGCACAGGGCACCUACCUGAAUCCCAUGGCUGCCAUUGCAGCAGCACAGAUGCAGCAGAUGGCAGCCUUCAACGUGAACGGACUCGUAGCCACACCGAUGACACCAUCAUCAGAAUGUGCCUUCCUAUCUUCUGUAGGCACCAGCACACCGCCUGGAAUCAGUGCAGCUGCAGUUCCCAGCAUAGCAGCGCCCAUCGGAGUCAACGGAUUCAGUGCGAUGCCACCACAAACCAAUGGGCAGCCAACAUCAGAUGCCAUCUACGCCAAUGGCAUCCAUCCAUACCCAGCCCAAAGUCCAACAGUGGCUGACCCCUUGCAGCAGGCUUACGCAGGCAUGCAGCACUAUACAGCGGCCUACCCAGCGGCCUACGCUCCGAUUAGUCAGGCAUUUCCACAGCAACCACCCAUAAUUCCUCAGCAACAGAGAGAAGGACCAGAGGGCUGCAAUCUGUUCAUCUACCAUCUGCCGCAGGAGUUCGGAGACGCUGAACUGAUGCAGAUGUUCAUGCCUUUUGGCAAUGUCAUCUCUGCUAAAGUCUUUGUUGACCGCGCCACCAACCAAAGUAAAUGCUUCGGAUGGAAGCAUCGGGGCAUUCAGUGAUCCUUUAUCACAAGUGCAGUCUGAAAACUCUUGACUCUUUUUUUUUGCUGCAUAUCACUGUGGAAAAAAACAAAACACAGAUUAGAUUUUUUCAAAGGGGGAAAUACUUCAGAAGAGAUUGCGUUUAAAAAAAAACAAAAGGGAUUCGACGAAAUUAAAAAAAACACAACAAAAAAAAUUCAUAUUCGCACUGGAACUGUGAUAAGGAUAUUGAGUUAAAUGGUGACUGGGUUAAUCCAUGAGUACUGAAUAGUUACUGCUCAGAGGAUUAAAUGGUAAUCACUGACUAAAAACCAAAGCCAGCUGGAUAAGAUUUGUGUGCCUACAGUCAACAAAGACACAUCCUCGCCUCCAUAUAGGAAGGAUUUUACAGAAAAAAACGGGACAUUUCUGAAGCUGGCACAAGGAUUAAGAGCUCUACUGCUGUAAAGUCACAUCAUUCCUUAGAUAAUUAGGGACCAAAGGACCAACUUUUUUAUCUUAUCUUAUAGUUUUAAGUAAAAAAAUAGUUCAUAACAUUUCAUGGUGAUUUAGGAAACAAAAAACAAUUGCGUAAAAGGAAAGGCUUGAUAGGAUUUAAGAGUCAUUUUAGGAACAAUAAGUAUUUCGAGAGGCGCUCAGACAGUGGAGAGACAAUCGAUUCUGCGAAUAUAUAGGAGCGGAACAUUCAUUUUGUACUACAGAGGAUCUGACUCACGAGCUAUGUCCUUAUUGUACAGUAGCUGAAGAAAUACUGGAACUUUCACCGUAAAAAGCACUAGAGGUUACUUGUAAAAUAUAGAACUCUUGCUACUGCUGUUCCUUAAGUAUUUAUUUAGUACCUUAAAUACUGAAUCUGUUCAUAUUAGAUCAAGACAGUGGUAAUUAACAUGAUGUUUCUCAGGCAAGGUGGCCAUUCUGCGGUUCGGAGGGUCUUAAAGGGUUGUCCUAGAAUCAUCACUCUGUGGUGAGUUUACACAGAGAACACGGCAGGUGUAUUGUGCCAGAAAGUGUGUGUGCACGAGAAUUUGUUACAAGGGCCGCUCUCACAUCUACUGCACCAAAUAUACAUCAGUGAAGAAAACCCCAAGUAACUCCACGACAUAAUGCAACGCUGCACGGCACAGAAGAGGGUCAUUCAGCCCAUCUUGCUGGUACGAAAGAGCUGUUUGUUCAAUCCCAACUGCCUGCCUUUUCUCCAUCCCUUUUUACAUGUUGCUUUUUGAUGUAUCUGUACAUUUUCUAGGUUCUUAAAUUGCUUGAUUUCGAAGGAAACCACGCUCUGAGAUCAGUGGACGCAACAACAUAAAACAAAUGAUAACGCCAUCGUGUCCUGUAUGGUUGGGCACAGGAGCACAAGUGGUUUGGUAACCAACGGUAAUCUUCCCUCUCCGGCCUACUUUUUUUGGUGUCAGAUAAUUGGUGAAUGGAAGGCCUCUACACUUCGCAAUCCAGGCUCAAUGGAACGAUGAGAUCUUCAGUGAUGGGCCGAAGGGCUUUCUUCAUCAGAACCAAUCUUGUGAUCCUGUAAAAUGCUGCUCACCGCUGUCACUUUUUUCAGAUAUCAAGGGCCUGGGUUUGGGCAUCAACCAGUGUGAUGGUUUGUGAUAGCGAGCAUGGCAAUCCCUUUCAAAAUCAACACUUUGUUUGUCAACCAGAGUCUCACAAUAUUGACCAGACUGAGAACGAGUGAAACAUGCAAGCUCCUGGAAUCUUGGACAGCAAGAUUCCUUUGUAAACCGCAAUGAGAAGUGGCCUGUAUGUUCUUAUGUUUAUUUUCCCUGUUAUCUGCCCCAAAUUGAUUCACGAGAACUCCACAUAAAAGUAACAAUAAUAAUCCUUGUGCAUGCGCUAAUCCAUAGAGGGUCCUGUGCCCAUCGUAGUUACGGAUCACCAAAAUAGAUCAACUAAAUGUUUCCACAUUCUGUGCAUUUUUUUUCCCCGUAUUGAAGGAAAGGAAAAGAAUAUAAUUCCAGGGGGGUCCAAGAUAUUCAUGAGCACGGGUGUCCAUGUGGAAACUUCAAAGGACAAAAACAAUUUCUUUGAGAACCUUUGAAAAAAAUCCAACAAUUGAGAACCUUUGAAAAAAUAUAAAGGUUUCACUGCAAAAAGUAUGCUAACAAAGAGUUUGGCUCCCUGAUACUUUGCUGUUGUUUGUAUAUAAAGCAUUAAGCACCAUCAAUCUUCUCGAAUCAGCAUCACUUUAUGCAAACUAAAGCCCUAAUUAAAAAGGCUUCCCGGAUAAAUCAGUAAAAAUUGCUGACAUUUGAAUUCUUAAAACAUUUUGAACAGAUAACACCAAAGUUUAUUUUAUGUUCAUUUUUAGCGAUCUUUUUGAUUCCCGAAUUGGCCGACUUCCCAGCCGUAAGGUUGCCAUGGAUGCUACUUCCUGCUGAGGCCUGCAGUGUACAGGAAGGGAUGUCUGAGGCUACCUGAUAAAAGUAUACAAGAUACAUUUAACGAUGGGUAAUCAAAUUGCCUUAAUUUGGAGAUAAUUGGAAAAUCCAGCGACACAAUUUGUACCAAUUAAAAUCAGAAACCAGCAGGUCUACUUAUAUCUGAUGACUUUCGUUGGCAGGGUCAGCUCAACCAACUGAGCUAAACAACCGAACUAAGACUAUAUUCCACUGAGAAAUACUUUGAACAAGCGGUUUCUUAAGAGAUCCUGUGACUACAAGCGUUAUUUCCUUGUUUAUGCGUAUCUUCCACACUCUUCACAAACAAACUUUACUCAUUGUCGAGGGGAAAUUUGCGGUAUUUCUUAACGGAUUCCUUACUAAGAAAUCAGUCAUGCACGUGAGAUCUACUUCCCUUAGGACGUCGAUCCCACCGAUCUGCGGGAACUCGACCUGCAUCCGGAGCUGAGUUUUUGCAGAAUCAACGGGAAUUCUAAUUAACCCACGCUUAAUGUUAAUUAGCUGACACCUCUAUUGUUGAUCAUUUGUUCACCAGACAGGGUCACUUGUUCAUGUAGAAAGUGUAUUCCAUGGGGAGGUCUUCAAGAGCCUCUAUUGAUACUCUUAAGAGUGGAGCGAUCUUUGACGUGAUAGAUUUAUCCUAUUACAAGAGGCUGUGAUGAGACAAUUAUCCUACAAAGCCUCGUUUGCACUGCCUAACUGGCCUAUUCAGUCUGCCAGUCACUCAGGCAAAAAUCUGGCAAUGCAUCUCAUUGUGUUUGAGGCAAGGUGAAAGAAUUUCCUUACCAAGUCAACCCAAUGCAACCCAACCCAGUCCAAUCCAAUGCAACAAACCAAUCCAGUCCAACCCAACCCAACCCAUUGGAGCAAAACACAUAUCUAAAAAGUGCUUCAUGUAGCAUAUUUAACUGAAAUGCUCUGACACACACACACAUAUAUACACAUAUAAUGAGUAAAACAAGUCUUUACUUCAUAUCCUAAGCUAUUUGAGUACAUUUUAUAUUAAGAUUUCCAAUGUAAGCCUCCAAGACCUAGCAGAAAAAAAGACAUUGCCUGAGAAAAAAACAAACAAAAAAAAAAGGGACCUUGUUUGAGUGUUUUUCUACUGUGAAGAGAGGCGGUAAAGAGCAGUUAACAUGUAGAAAACUCAGCAGUAACAAGGUAGGAAUAGCAAACCCUACAUUUACACUGAUAUUAUAAAUGCCUUGCUUCUGCUCAGAGUAGAUCCAUGACUCAUAAUAAAAAAAAUCAACUGGAAUAAAAGAGGUCAUCCUAUGAAUUGAUAGUGGAAAAGGCCUACAGAUGCGAGCUUUUAAUUAAGGAAUAGAUUCCUCCAAUUACAGGUACUGAGAACUAGCUACUGAAACUUUUGCUGCACUUGUAUAUAUAUACUAUAGCAUAUUUUUCUUUUUGUUAUCGUUUCCACAGAGAGAAAUUUUACGAUUUUCAGUGCUUUAAACCAUUAAUAUUAAAUGAAAAGAAUAAAAAAUCAGGCCACAACUGAUAUUUCUAUGGUCUGUCUAUUUAAGAUCCGAUAUUUAAAAUAAUUUAUUUGCUAUUUAUGAUCAGGCUAGUGUGCGGGGUGUAAUUUGUUCUCAUUGUCGCUUCUUACUUAACUUUAACAUAAUUUAAUUGUCAUGACAGUUCUUAUUUAUUUUAUAUAUUUUGGGUGGGGUGGGGGG